Jatropha curcas is the source of this 710-nucleotide messenger RNA. Its product is annotated as DNA-directed RNA polymerases II, IV and V subunit 12. Gene Ontology annotation, biological process: DNA-templated transcription. Gene Ontology annotation, cellular component: RNA polymerase III complex; RNA polymerase II, core complex; RNA polymerase I complex. The record is from RefSeq and is a predicted model, not a curated record. Gene Ontology annotation, molecular function: zinc ion binding; DNA binding. Lineage: Eukaryota; Viridiplantae; Streptophyta; Magnoliopsida; Malpighiales; Euphorbiaceae.
UUAUUAUGCAUUCGUCCGCAGUACGACUCCAGAUACGAUGAAGGAAUACACUCGAGAUACAUAUACAUAAAUAAAUUCUUUAAGUAGACUUCAAGAAUUAAGACCUUUCUUCUCAAUCUAUCGCACGCGCAAACAAAACCCUAGAACGAGCUCAGACCAAUGGAUCCUCAACCAGAGCCGGUAAGCUACAUCUGUGGAGAUUGUGGAAUGGAAAAUACUCUAAAGCCAGGAGAUGUUAUCCAAUGCCGAGAGUGCGGUUACCGUAUUCUCUACAAAAAACGCACCCGUAGAAUUGUUCAGUAUGAAGCUCGCUGAGGUCAGAUGAAGAUGUUGAUUUUGUUGAUGGAGGAUAGAGAAUGUGUUUGUCUCUGUUAAUGGAGAAUGUCUUUGUUGCACUGCAACUAGUAGAUGUAUUCGGUUUUUCUAUAGUUCAAGAGAAACUCUAACAGCUAUUGAUAUUAUUACUGGUUUGAUAAAGUUUAUAUGGAAGUAUCACAUUAAUGCUGGAUGACUAAUGUCUAUAUGACAUCUGUGAAUGGUUAAAUGGUUUAAAAGUUUGUGCUUGUAUAGUGCCUAAAUGAUUUUAUUUAUGUGUUUGGUUUUUCUGUUGUUGUUCAAGAGAGAACAUGUAAGAGCUAUAAUUCUGGAUGAUUAAUGUUUGUAUGACGUCUGUGAAUGGUUAAAUGGUUUAAAGUUUGAAUUGAGCUUGA